AUGGCACUUUUCCAGAAUUUCAAUACCCAUUCCUUAAGAUCUACUCGUGGGUUCAAAUUAAAACAAUCAUCUCCGAUAUCAAGUCCUCAACCGAUAAGCAACUCAGUCCUACCACAGACCCCUUUAGAAAAUAGUCAACGUCCUCACCUCGAGCAAACAGAACAAAAUCCAUACCAAACUAUCAAUUUUAAUAAUGGCAAUGGCCAACCUGUGUCUUCUCACAAAGAUAUUCGAAAUUAUGCAGAACAAACAUUGGGAUCAGAUAACGCCUUGAUCCAAGCGGUUAAAUUACCACGCGACGAAGACGUGAAUGAAUGGCUAGCUAUACAUGUUGUGGAUUUCUAUAACCAAAUAAAUAUGCUUUAUGGUGCAAUAACUGAAUUCUGUUCGCCAGCUACAUGUCCACGAAUGAUCGCUACAGAAGAAUAUGAAUACUUAUGGCAAGAGUCGGCUCCGACAAACCAAGAUGGGACUGUUCAGUCUCCAAAAAGGCCAGUGUCUUUACCUGCGUGUGAGUAUAUCGAAAACUUGAUGAAUUGGGUGCAGAACUUUUUCGAUAACGAUAACAUAUUUCCAACUAAAAUUGGUGCACCGUUCCCACAUCAGUUUCCUACAUUGGUGAAAACCAUAUUCAAGAGAUUGUUCAGAAUUUAUGCACAUAUAUAUUGCCAUCAUUUCCACGAAGUAAGUGAGUUGGGGUUGCAAAGUCAUUUGAACACCAGUUUGAAGCACUACGUAUUGUUUGCCAACGAAUUUCAAUUGAUUAGCAGAAAAGAUUACGGUCCGUUAGAGGACUUGGUAGACACAAUGCUUCAAAGAUAA
Messenger RNA from Candida dubliniensis CD36, 822 nucleotides. RefSeq names its product Mob1p (gene MOB1). Gene Ontology annotation, cellular component: nucleus; cytoplasm. The transcript has a single exon. Gene Ontology annotation, molecular function: protein kinase activator activity. Lineage: Eukaryota; Fungi; Ascomycota; Pichiomycetes; Serinales; Debaryomycetaceae. The record is from RefSeq and is a predicted model, not a curated record. The coding region runs from base 1 to 822 and encodes 273 amino acids. Gene Ontology annotation, biological process: cell division; signal transduction; positive regulation of protein phosphorylation.